AAUCAUGGAUGUAUAAUGGACCUGACUUCGCCUCUCUCUUGUAAAUAUCAUAUAGCACGUGAACGCUCACGCUCGUAACCGAGACCACAUCCCUUCUUCUGAGGAUGCUGCUUUCAAGUGUUCCUCGGAAAUUUGAUAGCUCUAUUAAUGGCAAAAUACAGACCUUACACCAAAACAUUCUGAUCGAUAACUUUAAUAAUAACGUUUCGACGGGGAAGACAAAUACUUCUUAAGUUAUGAGGUUUACUUUUAAAUGAUUACAUUGUAGAAGUUUUGAGAAAAUAGAGACGAACACUUCCUAUAUUUGACUAAACAACGUGCGUGUUGUUUAUUAAAAGUAAAGAGCAAAAAAAAAGAGCUCCCAACAUUCUGUUUACAUCUCUUCACGCUGACACUGUCCAACUGUUGCUGUGUUGGUGUAAAGUGAAUACCAUGAACAAACACGAAAUCCUUAAAAUGGUGCUGAAUAUUCAGUCAUAAUGAGUGCGUCACGUUUUUGUGCUUUUUUCAAAAAGUGUGGGUUGUUCAAGCAUGUCGAAUAUCAAAACUCCCACUCUCCCUGGAGACGACGUGUCUCCAUCAGGACCCCGUUGCAGACUUUUUUUGUUCCUCCCAUAGGUUGAAUCCCUUGCUGACCACCGCAAGACACACACAGAGCAAACUUUAAACGACACGGGGAAAAAAUACUUGAAGAAAUAGCCAUGAAGUUGUCUAUGAUUCGUAGUGCGUGUGGCAGCCUUCGGAUACACCCAGCCCGUUCAGGAAGCAGGGUGAGCGGCUUUACGCGGAGAUGCCCCCCGGUUGGUCCUGCUAACAGCCGGAUGAUCCUCCGGACCGCAAGCGCUACCAGCAGCGGGGGAACCAACCCGAGACUAUCCGUCAACUUUGAGAAACUGUCCCAAAAUGAGGAUGGGUUUGAAUGCGACAGUUCCUUGAGGGAAGUGGUUCAGAGCACCAAGGAGGCAAUGUUGGCCCUGCAGAGAAGAAACCCAGGAAUUCAACCCCUUUUAGCCAUUAUACAGGCAGGUGAAGUUGACAGCUUGUUGGAAAUCAAUAAGAAAAUGGCAGUAAGGAUUGGACUAAACAUCACCCAGAUUUGCCUGGCAAAGGAGUGCAGUGAAGAUGAUAUUGUUGAGGAGGUUUUGAAGCUGAAUGAAGACCCCAGGGUGCACGGAGUCUACCUCCACCUCCCCCCUGCUUCCCUCACCACUCGAGUGUUGAACACACUCAAACCUGAGAAGGACGUAGACGGGAUAUCCGAUUUAAACAUUGGUCGUCUGGUGCGAGGAGACCUGAGCAAAGGCUUUGUGCCGCCCAUAGCCAGCGCUGUGCUGGAUCUGCUGGAGAAACAUGAUGCUUCUUUGGAAAUGAAAACUGUGCUGCUGGUUGGCGGAGAAGGACCCCUUGGGGUGUCCCUGCAGUGCCUGAUUGAAAGAAGUGGAAUGGUAGUUCUCAAGAGUCAUUGGAGCUCCAAUAACUUACAAAGACAGGUGAUGCAGGCUGAUGCUGUGGUUCUGUUCGGAGCAGGGAAUAUGGAAGUCCCACCCGCCUGGGUUAAACCGGGGGCUGCUCUAAUCCGCUGUGAGCCCACCCUAGAGACAGAUGAACAUGCCAUCCAGACUGGGAUAGGAUACCUCACAGCCGCCUACAGAACGGAGAAUGUGGUGCGUAGUUGCAGUCGGUGGGUGCAGGAGCAGCAGUACCAACCCUGGCAUCUACACAGCCUCAAACUGCAGCCCCUGACCCCUGUACCAAGUGACAUAGCGAUUUCCAGAGCUCAGACUCCAAAGCCAGUGGACCAGCUGGCUGAGGAGAUUGGUUUGCUGCCAGAAGAGCUUGAAGCCUAUGGCAGAAGCAAAGCUAAGGUCCGUCUCUCCCUGUUAGACCGCCUCCACAAACAGCCUGAUGGGAAAUAUGUACUGGUUGCUGGCAUCACUCCCACCCCACUGGGCGAAGGUAAAAGCACGGUGACCAUCGGCCUAGUCCAGGCCCUGUCUGCCCACCUUCAGCUCAACUCCUUCGCCUGUCUCCGACAACCAUCCCAAGGACCCACCUUUGGGGUUAAAGGGGGAGCUGCAGGAGGGGGAUAUGCCCAGGUCAUUCCUAUGGAGGAGUUCAACCUCCAUCUGACUGGUGACAUUCAUGCCAUCACAGCAGCCAACAACCUGGUGGCAGCAGCCAUCGAUGCCAGGAUGCUGCACGAAGCAACGCAGACAGACAAGGCCCUCUUCAAUAGACUGGUCCCUUCAGUGAAUGGAGCCAGAAGAUUUUCCCCUAUCCAAAUCUCCAGGCUGAGGCGUCUAGGGAUCAAUAAAAUAGAUCCUGCGUCUCUAUCACCCGAGGAAAUCAGCACCUUUGUUCGUCUUGACCUUGACCCCUCCAAGAUCACCUGGCAGAGAGUUCUUGACACAAAUGACCGUUUCUUGAGGAAGAUCACAGUUGGACAGGCGAGCACCGAAAAAGGACAGGCCAGGGAGACUGGGUUUGACAUCGCCGUGGCCAGCGAGAUCAUGGCCAUCCUGGCGCUGGCAGACAGCCUGAUGGACAUGAAAAACCGACUGGCCCGCAUGGUGGUGGGGACCAGCCGCUCAGGGCAGCCAAUCACCGCAGAGGACCUGGGUGUGAGCGGAGCGCUGGCGGUGUUAAUGAAAGAUGCCAUCAAGCCCACGUUGAUGCAGACCCUCGAGGGUACGCCAGUGUUUGUCCAUGCUGGGCCCUUUGCCAACAUCGCCCAUGGCAACUCCUCGGUGCUGGCAGACAAGCUGGCUUUGAAGUUGGUCGGUCGAGACGGCUUUGUGGUGACAGAAGCUGGUUUUGGAGCAGACAUCGGGAUGGAGAAGUUUUUUAACAUCAAGUGCCGGGCUUCAGGGCUGAGGCCAAAUGCGGUGGUGCUGGUUGCAACAGUCCGAGCAUUAAAGAUGCAUGGCGGUGGCCCAAAUGUGUCUGCAGGCGCACCUCUUCCUAAAGAGUACAUUGAUGAGAAUCUGAGUCUGGUUGCAGGCGGAUGCCGCAGCAAUCUCAGGAAGCAGAUCCAGAUAGCUCACCUGUUUGGGGUGCCGGUCGUGGUGGCGCUUAAUGUCUUCAAGACGGACACCCAGGCAGAGAUUGACCUUGUAUGUGAGAUAGCAAAAGAGUGUGGAGCAUCUGAAGCUGUGCCGUGUCACCACUGGGCGCAGGGCGGCCGCGGCUCCAUCCAGCUCGCCAAGGCUGUCCAUGAGGCUGCCAGCAGAACCAGCGACUUCCAGUUCCUGUACAACACGGAGAUGCCAAUAGUGGAGAAGAUCAGGACAAUUGCCCAAAAAGUGUACGGAGCUGAUGACAUAGAGCUGACUCCAGAGGCCAAGGCUAAAAUUGAUUACUACAAUCAACAGGGAUAUGGUUCAUUGCCCAUCUGCAUGGCCAAGACUCACCUGUCCCUGUCCCACAUGCCUGACAAGAAGGGCGUACCCACUGGAUUCGUUUUGCCAAUCCGAGAUGUUCGUGCUAGCAUUGGGGCUGGUUUCAUUUACCCACUUGUGGGAACGAUGAGCACCAUGCCUGGCCUGCCAACCCGACCUUGUUUCUACGACAUCGACCUUGACCCGGUCACAGAGGAGAUCACUGGGCUCUUCUGAAGCGUGCUUCAAAGAUAGAUGUUGUCUCAGGU
Notothenia coriiceps (black rockcod) is the source of this 3646-nucleotide messenger RNA. RefSeq names its product methylenetetrahydrofolate dehydrogenase (NADP+ dependent) 1 like (gene mthfd1l). The coding region runs from base 702 to 3614 and encodes 970 amino acids. Gene Ontology annotation, molecular function: methenyltetrahydrofolate cyclohydrolase activity; methylenetetrahydrofolate dehydrogenase (NADP+) activity; ATP binding. The record is from RefSeq and is a predicted model, not a curated record. Gene Ontology annotation, cellular component: cytosol. Gene Ontology annotation, biological process: tetrahydrofolate interconversion. The transcript is spliced from 27 exons. Lineage: Eukaryota; Metazoa; Chordata; Actinopteri; Perciformes; Nototheniidae.